Molecule: messenger RNA, 925 nt
Organism: Neogale vison (American mink)
Lineage: Eukaryota; Metazoa; Chordata; Mammalia; Carnivora; Mustelidae
Gene: GDF15
Product: growth differentiation factor 15
Exons: 2
Coding region: 38-925 (295 amino acids)
Biological process (GO): SMAD protein signal transduction
Cellular component (GO): extracellular region
Molecular function (GO): cytokine activity; growth factor activity
Source: RefSeq, a predicted model, not a curated record
UCGGCACGGCUGGACAAGGGCACCACACUCCUCACCCAUGCUGCCAGUGCUGCUGAUGUUCUCGUGGCUGCCUUCGGGAGGUGCCCUGUCUCUGGCCCAGGAGCGCCUCCCAGCCUUUCCGGGACCCUCAGACGCACACUCCAGCACGGACAUCUCCAGAGCCCAGGAGUUUCGGAAACACUACGAACACCUGCAGACCAGGCUGCGGUUGAACCAAAGCUGGAGUGAUUCAAACUCUGACCUCAUCCUUACAGCUCCAGUCCGGAUACUCACUCCAAAGCUGCGACUGGGACCGGGCGGCCACCUGCACCUGCGCAUCGCCCUGGCCGACCUGACCGAGGGGCUCCCCGCAGCCUCCCGCCUGCAUCAGGCGCUGCUCAGGCUGUCGCCGACGGAGCACAGCUCGUGGGACGUGACUCGGCCGCUGCAACGUCAGCUCAGCCUUGGACGUUCCAGGGCCUCCGCACUACACCUGCGACUGCUGCCUCGGUUGGACGGGUUGCGAGCAACGUUACCUUCCGCACGUCCCCAGCUUGAGCUGCAUUGGCGGCCAAGCGCGGCCAGGGGGCGCCGCGACGCGCAUGCGCACGCCGGAGACGGUUGCCCCCUCGGGGAGGGACGCUGUUGCCGCCUGCAAAGCCUGCGCGCGUCGCUCGAGGACUUGGGUUGGGCCAACUGGGUGGUGGCGCCUCGCGAGCUAGACGUGCGCAUGUGUAUUGGCGCGUGCCCAAGCCAGUUCCGGUCGGCUAACACGCACGCGCAGAUGCAGGCGCGCCUGCACGGCCUGAAUCCCGACUCCGCGCCUGCGCCAUGCUGCGUGCCCGCCAGCUAUGAGCCGGUGGUGCUGCUGCACCAAGACAGCGACGGUCGCGUGUCGCUUACGCCCUUCGACGAUCUCGUAGCCAAGGACUGCCACUGUGUAUGA